AUGGCGAAUGAUUGGCUUAAAGAAAAUCCAAUAGCUUCCAACUUUGAUAUUCAAGUUUCAUUUCUUGAUAUAGAUAACGAUAAUCCCCCUUUCUUUACAAUGAUACACUGCUCAGAAAACACACCGAAGAAAACUGUAAUUGAUGGCUGUUUGGAAUACCAUGGAGAGUUAUUACUCCAAUGGUUUGUAAAAUUGUUGAUUCCUAUCCAAUUUUUAUUGAAAGAUGUUUCUGCCAAGGUUAAAUCUAGAAUUAGCAUCGAAUAUUCUGACAAUUUGGAGGAAUUUGGAAGAACUAUAUCCAAGGUUGAUUUUUGUUUUAUGGAGUAUCCUGAAUUUAAUGUAUCAGUUCAAAUGUUCAAUUCUUUAGAUUUAACUGGAUCCAUUCCAUCUCUUCAAAAUCAAUUGAAGCUAGGGUUUGAAAAAGCUCUUUUGAACUUUGUCUAUCCAAAAUUUAUUACCGUCUAUCAAUUUGGUGAAGGAAACUCUCCAGGAUUAAAUUUGGAAAUUGAUAAGAUUGUUGUGGAAGGAUUGGAGGAUGAGAUAAAGAGUAAUUUAUUUAACAUUAAUCAAUUACUCAAAGCAAUUAACAAAUCAUCAGGAGAAAGUAAGGAAAGUAUCAAAACUGAAGUUUGUAACAAUAUUCUAACUCUCCUUUUCCAAGCAAGAGAACCAGGUAAAAUUCCAAUAGGAAUGACAGAAACCAUUAGAAAUGGAUUUCAAAUUCUCAACAUGUUGGCUUUUGAAGAAACUGAAAAUGGUGAAGCCAAUGAAAAGAUUAUGGAAUUAUUGUUAAAGACUGAAAACUUGAUAUUCAUUGCUGAUGUUGUUAGGAAAUGUACUCUUGCCGAUGAACUCGUAAUGAACAUAUUAUUCAAAGUUAAGAAUACUUCACUUAAAAACCAAAUCAAUAAGAGGUUCCAAGAAUUGGAAUUGGCAGAUAUUCUUUUCCUAGUAGUUGGCAGAAAUGAUAGACCAAAAUCCAACAAUUAA
Messenger RNA from Naegleria gruberi, 990 nucleotides. RefSeq lists its product as uncharacterized. Lineage: Eukaryota; Heterolobosea; Eutetramitea; Acrasida; Naegleriidae. The record is from RefSeq and is a predicted model, not a curated record. Bases 1 to 990 code for a protein of 329 amino acids. The transcript has a single exon.